This is a messenger RNA of Callorhinus ursinus (northern fur seal), 939 nucleotides long. It is a transcript of the gene ARL2, whose product is annotated as ARF like GTPase 2. Gene Ontology annotation, molecular function: GTPase activity; GTP binding. NCBI's taxonomy places the organism in Eukaryota, Metazoa, Chordata, Mammalia, Carnivora, Otariidae. The record is from RefSeq and is a predicted model, not a curated record.
GAGCAGGGAGAGGGGUCCCGGGACUAGGAAGAAACGGCGGCCGGGAGGGGACUACAGGGACCAUGGGGCUUCUGACCAUUCUGAAGAAGAUGAAGCAGAAAGAGCGGGAGCUGCGACUGCUCAUGCUCGGCCUGGACAACGCUGGCAAAACCACCAUCCUCAAGAAGUUCAAUGGGGAAGACAUUGACACCAUCUCCCCAACGCUGGGCUUCAACAUCAAGACCCUGGAGCACCGAGGAUUCAAGCUGAACAUCUGGGAUGUGGGCGGCCAGAAGUCCCUGCGGUCCUACUGGCGGAACUACUUCGAGAGCACAGACGGCCUCAUCUGGGUGGUGGACAGUGCUGACCGUCAGCGCAUGCAGGACUGCCAACGGGAACUCCAGAGCCUGUUGGUGGAGGAGCGCCUGGCUGGAGCCACCCUCCUCAUCUUUGCCAACAAGCAAGACCUGCCCGGAGCACUGUCCUCUAACGCCAUCCGUGAGGCCCUGGAGCUGGACUCCAUCCAUAGCCACCACUGGUGCAUCCAGGGCUGUAGCGCCGUCACCGGGGAGAACCUCCUACUCGGCAUUGACUGGCUCCUGGAUGACAUUUCCAGCCGCAUCUUCACGGCCGACUGAAGCAUUCCGGAUGCCCCCCACCUCACAGUCCAGCCCCGCCCCCACCCCCAGCCCUCAUCAGGCACCAUCCAUGGGGGAAUGCGAGUCAGCCAGCCUGGCGAACACCCCCAACCCCGCGCCUAAAGCUGCUGCUCUGUGGCCCCCCGGCUCCCGUGGCUGGAGGGCUGCUGCCCUGGCUCCCGACGCAGCCCGCCCGCAGCCGCCGUCCGGAGAGGAGGGAGAGGAGGGGGCCGGGCCCGGGAGGGGGCUGCCUCUGCUGCUACCAAGGCUGUGGGCCUCAUCCUUUGCUCAGCCGUGAGAAUAAACCGUUCCUUGCCCCAGU